AUGCCGUCAAAUAAGACAGACCAGAAGCGCAAGCGCUCUGCAGACAAUGACCGUCCCAGCAAGAAGCCCGCUCUUCAAACGCUGCCUCCGCUGGCUGCCAGCGUUGUCGAAGAUAAGAGCGAGCUGGCACCGGUGAUUGCCAACACCCCCGGUCUCGCAAGCUCAAAGAAUCUCACAUGGAACCCAUACACCAAAGCUCGCGCCAAUGUCUCCAAGUCUGCGGCUUCAGGCCGCAACGCCGGCAUUGUCUCAUCGGAGAUGCUGCUGCAGUCUUCAGACCAUGCCAAGAUGGACUUUGUCGGCCGUGAAGGCACAGGAGACGAUACCGACUCCCAGGUCAAGCACUAUGUCGCAGUUGUGGACCCGGAGCGCAAGACAUGGAAGGUCGUGGAGGUCCGCCGGGCUACUUUGCGAGGAGCAGUCAGAACCCGCAAGGCUGAAGACGAAGACUCCGAUGAAGACACGACCAUGCGCGCUCAGCGCACAGCUCUCACCAACACCUUCGGUACGAAACAAUCUCGCAAGGCCGUGCAAUCGAUGGCCGAGAACGCCCAGCUCUCCAACGCCCCCACUGGCGCGGUUCCCCAAGCAGGCGCAGCCCUCAUCUCCUCCAUGCCAGCCAACACCACCUCCGGCCGGGCCAAGGAACUGGCCGUGCAAGCCGAAGUACAAGCAGCCAAACCCCUCCCCACCCCCGAUCUCUCCGCCUCGCACCCCUCAGACGUCUACACGAUCGAAACCCUCGUACCAGGCAGCCACACGACCCUCACCCAACUCAACGGCGUGGACGAAUGGAAAUCCCAAGUCGAAGCAGGCCUGGGCAUCACCACCGUCUCCCGCUACGUCUCCAACCGCGUGGGCCCAGUCGUCCACUCAGACAACACCACCCACCUCCAAGUCCUGCGCUUCAUCCAACUCCUCAUCGAAUUCGGCCGCUGUCUCAAAAACGGCGGCAAAGGAGGUGGCCCAGGCUCAAAGCGUCUUCCUCCCCGCGAAGAACUCCGCCGCAUCCUCUCCAACACAACCGGCUCAGCCAAGUCCGAUCAAUCCACAGACCUCCUCCCGGAAUCAGUCAUCGAUGCAGUCCGUCGCCGCUUCGCCCCAACUGGCGGCUACGUCUCAAAGAACGACUUCACCCUCUUGCAAACUACCAUCUGCGCUCUGUCCUUGCACAUCCCACCCCAGCCCGCUAAAGAUGGUGGCUCCAGCUCCCUUGGUGGUAAUGCCCCCAACGAACUGGCAACUGAUCCUUCUGAUCUGCGUGACGACCUGCGUCUGGAUCCAGCUGCUAUUACGCAGUUCUUCAGGGAAUUGGGCUGUCGCAUUGAUAAGCCUCGUGAGACUGAGUUCGCGAAGUGGAAUAUCAAGGGUGGUCGUGCUGAGGCGAAUGCUCGUCGUGUUGCUCGUCUGCGUGUCCCAGUUGAGUUCCCUAAGGUCAGCCGUGGUGGUCGUAAGUAG
This is a messenger RNA of Penicillium salamii, 1458 nucleotides long. The record is from the annotation of a GenBank genome assembly. Lineage: Eukaryota; Fungi; Ascomycota; Eurotiomycetes; Eurotiales; Aspergillaceae.